This is a messenger RNA of Salvia splendens (bonfire salvia), 1849 nucleotides long. RefSeq names its product protein NRT1/ PTR FAMILY 5.10. The coding region runs from base 81 to 1748 and encodes 555 amino acids. Lineage: Eukaryota; Viridiplantae; Streptophyta; Magnoliopsida; Lamiales; Lamiaceae. The transcript is spliced from 3 exons. Gene Ontology annotation, cellular component: membrane. Gene Ontology annotation, molecular function: dipeptide transmembrane transporter activity; tripeptide transmembrane transporter activity. The record is from RefSeq and is a predicted model, not a curated record. Gene Ontology annotation, biological process: transmembrane transport; dipeptide transport.
CCAAAAACAGAGCCAACAACCCAGUUAUAACUACUAUACCAAAAACAGAGCCAACAACCCACUAAGUAGAGAGAGAGGGAAUGACAGGCGGUGACAUAUCUGAUGUCGAAGCGCCGCUGCUAGACGACGUCGUCGCAGGCUCCGUCGACUUCAGCAGCCGCCCCGCCGUUAGGUCAAAAUCCGGCACCUGGAAAUCCGCCUCUUUCAUGAUCAGUGUUGAAGUUGCGGAGAGAUUCGCAUAUUAUGGAAUCAGUGCCAAUUUGAUAAGCUAUAUGACGGGGCCGCUGGGGCAGUCCACCGCGGCGGCGGCGGCCAACGUCAAUGCCUGGAGCGGCACGGCGUUGCUCCUGCCGCUCCUCGGCGGUUUCAUCGCCGAUUCGUAUUGGGGCCGUUACCGCACCGUUAUCAUUGCUUCUGUUGUCUAUAUCUUGGGUCUUGGCUUCUUAACUCUAUCAGCUGCUCUUAGCGCAUCCUUUAAUUCCAAGUGUGAAAGUGUAACAAACAGCUCAGCUUGUUCGCCUCCGGUGCUCGAGGUCGUCUUCUUCUUCUUCUCGUUAUACCUCGUCGCGCUUGCGCAAGGCGGCCACAAGCCGUGUGUGCAGGCCUUCGGGGCUGACCAGUUCGACGAGGAUGACAAGAAGGAGCGCUUAGCCAAGAGCUCCUUCUUCAACUGGUGGUACUUCUCAUCGGCCGCUGGCGUCUUCGUAGCCCAGCUAGUUCUGAGCUACGUUCAGGAAAAUAUGAGCUGGGAGCUCGGGUUUGGGAUCCCGGGUGCUUUCAUGUGCGUCGCAUUGGUUCUGUUCUUGCUCGGAUCCACUACCUACCGGUACGGGAGUGGCACCGAGAAGAGGAAUCCGUUUGUGAGGAUCGGGUUGGUUUUCGUGAGAGCAGCACGCUCGCCAUCAUAUCCUAUUCUUGCUGAAGAGAGCGAUGGCGAGCGCCAUUUUCUCGACCGGGCGCUUAUUGUAGUGCCAGGGGCGGAAGGGCGUGCCUGCACCGCCCACGACGUGGAGGAUGCCAAGGCAAUCCUCAGGCUCGUGCCCAUCUGGUGCACUUGCCUGGCCUACGCGGUCGUGUUUGCACAGGCUGCAACUCUGUUUACCAAGCAGGGCACGACCAUGGACCGUGCUAUCACGGACACUUUUGAGAUCCCGGCCGCCUCUAUGCAGUCCAUCAUCCACAUUUGCGUCGUUAUCUUUGUGCCGAUCUAUGACCGCGUCCUUGUCCCGUUGGCCCGGGUUUGGACCAACAAACCCGCGGGGAUCACGAUGCUACAGAGAAUCGGUGUAGGGAUGCUUUUCUCUAUCAUGCUCACAGUCACCGCAGCGAUUGUUGAGAGGCAGCGUCUCUUAACCGCCCGAGCUCACGGGCUGGUGGACAAGCCGGACGCCACGGUGCCCAUGAGCGCGUGGUGGCUGGCGCCCCAAUACGUGCUGUUUGGCCUGGCCGACGUGUUCACCGUGAUCGGGCUUCAAGAGUACUUCUACAAAGAGGUGCCGGCCGACCUCAAGAGCGUCGGCCUCGCCCUAUACCUCAGCGUGUUCGGCGUCGGGAGCUUCUUGAGCAGCUUGCUGAUAACGUUACUCGAUGGGGCGACCGGCGGCGACGGCGGCGACAGUUGGUUCUCGAGCAACUUGAAUAGAGGGCAUCUCGACUACUUCUAUUGGCUGCUGUCUGGGAUUAGUGCACUUACAAUGUUGGCAUAUUUGUACUUUGCCAAAUCAUAUGUUUAUAAGAGGAAAGUGUAACGUUUGCGAUGAAACGCAAUUGAUAAGACGUUUCUUCUUGAUGUAAUAGAACGGGGAUUCAAUUUAUCUUGGGAUAGACCGGGAACAAUUAUUUAUAUUCA